Molecule: messenger RNA, 754 nt
Organism: Synchiropus splendidus (mandarinfish)
Lineage: Eukaryota; Metazoa; Chordata; Actinopteri; Syngnathiformes; Callionymidae
Product: ubiquitin-60S ribosomal protein L40-like
Exons: 4
Coding region: 259-711 (150 amino acids)
Biological process (GO): modification-dependent protein catabolic process; protein ubiquitination; translation
Cellular component (GO): nucleus; cytoplasm; ribosome
Molecular function (GO): ubiquitin protein ligase binding; structural constituent of ribosome; protein tag activity
Source: RefSeq, a predicted model, not a curated record
UGAACAACAAAGAAAAAGUAUUAUGUGAAUGUUUUAAAAUUAAGAUUAAAGGACAAAAAAGCACAGCCUCAAUGACACAGUGAGAAUAGAGCUUUAUUGCCGAUAACAUCCUGAGGGCACUUACCCAUCAUUCACUAUGACACUGAUAGUGAACCCUCCCAUCACUGAGUCCAAGAUCAUGAACUUGUUCAGCUAGAUUCCUGUCAGAAACUCCACUGCUGCCGUUGACUGCCGUCUCUGCUCUAACAGAGAAAAAAGAUGCAGAUUUUUGUGAAAACCCUGACGGGUAAAACCAUCACCCUGGAGGUGGAGGCCAGCGACACCAUCGAAAAUGUCAAGGCCAAGAUUCAAGACAAAGAAGGAAUCCCUCCGGACCAGCAGCGUCUGAUCUUUGCAGGGAAGCAGCUGGAGGACGGACGCACCCUGUCGGAUUACAACAUCCAGAAAGGUCAGCGGCUCUUUGUCGCCUGGUCAUGUCGCGGCCGCUUCGCUCUUCAUCGCUGUCUGUCCGCAGAGUCCACCCUGCAUCUGGUCCUGCGCCUGAGAGGCGGCGUCAUCGAACCCUCUUUGAGGGUACUGGCCCAGAAGUACAACUGUGACAAGAUGGUCUGUCGCAAGUGCUACGCUCGCCUCCAUCCGCGCGCCAGCAACUGCCGCAAGAAAAAAUGUGGCCACACCAGCAACAUCCGGCCGAAGAAGAAGCUGAAGUAACUGACUGGAGUCACUGAUAGAACCAAUAAAACGGUUGUCUCAC